AUGGCUGAAUUGGCUCAGAAGUAUGACCAGGUAAACCGCCUAGUUGAGCAUGACCCGCUUUGGCGAAGCAGGCUACUCCCAAGCCUGCUGCGGAAGGUGUGCGAAGGCUUGCGCCGAGUGCAGCUGCUGCUGGCACGGGAACUGCAAGAGGUGUGGAAAUUCACGUUUCAACCGCUCUUCUAUCCAUCGGAGAGUGAGGGACUUGCAGAGGCUCUGCCGGGCGGUUGGCUGGACCUGGAGGACCUCUUCCUCACCGUGCAUCUUCUGCUCAGGUACCUGUCAGAGAUGAUGCGGCUUGCGGGGGAUUUGGUGAAGGAAGUCCCGAACACACGGGCCAUGUCCCGCAACCAGAUCAGGGAAGCCGCCGCUCUGCCGGACAUACAGCGACUUGUCCGACACGCAGCAGGCAAGCUGCCAUUCUUGGGGAUCGGCUUUGGCGACCGCGAAGGAGGAGAAUCCUUCGGGCAGGCAGAAGUGGUCGAAUCUCCCUUGAGCGAGGCGUUGGCCAUUCUGAAUGAAGUCCUCAUGGUUGAAAUGCAGGACUUGCUGUCAGACCUCCACCGGUCCACCUACCGAGCCUUCAUUCGCGUCGUCGCCGCGUACGCAAGAUGGAAGAAGACAUGCAAGACUGCAAGGCUUGCGAAGGCGGCUGAAAUCAAGGCUGCAACAGACAAGCAAACUGCAGCUGCUCGCAAGAUGAGAAGCCUUCGGAGCGUUGUGUCAUUGGAGGCGGACGAUGAGGAUGCUCAUUCCGAA
Symbiodinium pilosum is the source of this 756-nucleotide messenger RNA. Lineage: Eukaryota; Dinophyceae; Suessiales; Symbiodiniaceae. The record is from the annotation of a GenBank genome assembly.